Molecule: messenger RNA, 1131 nt
Organism: Aspergillus ibericus CBS 121593
Lineage: Eukaryota; Fungi; Ascomycota; Eurotiomycetes; Eurotiales; Aspergillaceae
Product: zinc-dependent alcohol dehydrogenase
Exons: 4
Coding region: 1-1131 (376 amino acids)
Molecular function (GO): oxidoreductase activity
Source: RefSeq, a predicted model, not a curated record
AUGACUGCGUCUACUGAUGGCAACGGUGGUGCAGCUAUGCCGGAAAUUCCAGCAAAGCAGAAGGCUACCAUCUAUGACCAGCCCGGCACUGUGUCUACGAAAGUCGUCGAGUUAGAUGUGCCCGAGCCUGGGGUGGGUGAAGUCUUGAUCAAUCUCACCCAUUCAGGCGUCUGCCACUCUGACUAUGGAGUAAUGACCAACACUUGGAGCAGCCUCCCCGACCCCACACCGGCAGGCCAGGUUGGCGGCCAUGAAGGAGUCGGUAAGAUCGUGACGCUGGGUCCUGGAACCGAGAAUUCCGGCCUGAAGAUCGGCGACAGAGUAGGAAUCAAAUGGGUUUCCGGUAUAUGCGGAAAUUGCGAACCAUGUCACGCGGGCGCGGACGGGAUCUGCUUCAACCGUAAGGUCUCCGGAUACUACACCCCCGGCACAUUCCAACAGUACACCCUCGGCCCAGCCAACUAUGUGACCCCGAUCCCGGACGGCCUCGCAUCGGACGAAGCAGCCCCGAUGCUCUGCGCCGGGGUGACCGUCUACUCUGCUCUCAAGCGCAGCAACGCCCGACCGGGCCAAUGGGUCGUAAUCUCCGGCGCCGGAGGUGGCCUCGGCCAUCUCGCCGUGCAACUCGCAAGCAAGGGCAUGGGAUUCCGGGUGAUCGGGAUUGACCACGGCUGCAAAGAAGAGCUCGUCAAGGCUUCGGGCGCCGAGCACUUCGUCGACAUCACCCAGUUCCCUCGUGAUGACAAGGGCGCAGCUAUCGCCGCUCACAUCAAAUCCCUAGCCGACGGCCUGGGCGCACACGCCGUACUGGUAUGCACUGCAUCCAACAUCGCCUACGCCCAAGCCCCGCUGUUCCUGCGCUUCAACGGCACGCUCGUCUGCGUAGGCAUUCCCGAGAACGCACCCCAGGCCAUUGCGACCGCAUUCCCUGGACGUAUGAUUUCUCAACAACUCACCAUCACCGGGUCAGCGGUGGGCACGCGCAAAGAAGCGAUCGAGACAUUGAAUUUCGCCGCGCGAGGCAUUAUCAAGGCUCACUUCCGGACGGAGAAGAUGGAAGCAUUGACGGGUGUUUUUGAGGAGAUCGGUCAGGGCAAGUUGCAGGGACGAGUAGUCCUUGAUUUGUCGUAG